This is a messenger RNA of Platichthys flesus (European flounder), 3293 nucleotides long. It is a transcript of the gene has3, whose product is annotated as hyaluronan synthase 3. Gene Ontology annotation, biological process: extracellular matrix assembly; hyaluronan biosynthetic process. The transcript is spliced from 5 exons. The coding region runs from base 1 to 1686 and encodes 561 amino acids. The record is from RefSeq and is a predicted model, not a curated record. NCBI's taxonomy places the organism in Eukaryota, Metazoa, Chordata, Actinopteri, Pleuronectiformes, Pleuronectidae. Gene Ontology annotation, molecular function: hyaluronan synthase activity.
AUGAGUGAGAUGCCCUCCCGCUGCAGGAACACGCUGAACAUCGUGGUGACCACCCUCUUUGCCGCGGUGGUCCUCUUCACCAUCCUGCUGGCCUACGUCACAGGUUACCAGUUCAUCCACACUGAGCAGCACCACCUUUCGUUUGGCCUGUACGGCGCCUUCCUCUCCCUCCACCUCUUCCUCCAGAGCCUCUUCGCCUUCCUGGAGCACCGGAGGAUGAGGAGCCCCGCUCGGCCUCAGCACCUCCGCCGCUCCGUGGCCCUCUGCAUCGCCGCCUUCCAGGAGGACCCGGACUACCUGAGGAAGUGCCUGCGCAGCAUCCGUCGGAUCUCCUUCCCCGGCCUCAAGGUGGUGCUGGUGGUGGAUGGGAAUCGACCCGAGGACCGAUACAUGAUGGACAUUUUCCAGGAGGUGAUGGGGGGAGCGGACCAGGCGGGCAGUCUGGUGUGGAAGGGCAACUACCACAGCGACGGGAGCGGAGGAGGAGGCGUCAGCGGGGGGGGGAGGAGCACCGUGCACAUGGAGGAGGCGGCCCGAGUCGCUCGGCUGGUCAGAGGCUGUCGAUACUCCUGCGUCAUGCAGGAGUGGGGGGGGAAACGAGAGGUGAUGUACACGGCCUUUAAAGCGCUGGGAGACAGUGUGGACUACAUGCAGGUGUGUGACUCGGACACAGUCUUGGAUCCAGCAUGUACCAUAGAGAUGCUGAAGAUCCUGGAGGAAGAUGCGAUGGUGGGAGGAGUCGGUGGAGACGUGCAGAUCCUCAACAAGUACGACUCGUGGAUCUCCUUCCUCAGCAGCGUGCGCUACUGGAUGGCCUUCAACAUCGAGCGGGCCUGCCAGUCCUACUUCGGAUGUGUCCAGUGCAUCAGCGGCCCCCUGGGGAUGUACAGGAACUCUUUGCUCCAGCGCUUCCUGGAGCCCUGGUACCACCAGACCUUCCUCGGCUCCAAGUGCAGCUUCGGCGACGACCGCCACCUCACCAACCGGGUGCUCAGCUUCGGCUACAAGACCAAGUUCACGGCGCGGUCGCAGUGCCAGACGGAGACGCCCACUCAGUAUCUGCGUUGGCUCAACCAGCAGACCCGAUGGAGCAAGUCCUACUUCCGCGAGUGGCUCUACAACGCCCUGUGGUUCCACAAGCACAGCCUCUGGAUGACCUACGAGUCGGUGGUCACCGGCUUCUUCCCCUUCUUCCUGGUGGCCACCGUCAUCCACCUCUUCUACCGCGGACGGCUCUGGAACAUCCUUCUCUUUCUACUGACGGUGCAGCUGGUUGGGAUGGUGAAGGCCACCUACGCCUGUUUCCUGCGCGGCAGCCUGGUCAUGAUCUUCAUGUCGCUCUACUCUCUGGUCUACAUGUCCAGCUUGCUCCCUGCCAAAAUAUUCGCCCUGCUCACCAUCAACAAGGCGGGGUGGGGCACCUCAGGCCGCCGGAAGAUCGUUGUGAACCUGAUUGGCGCCGUGCCCGUCACGGUGUGGGCGCUGGUGCUGCUCGGAGGUGUAGUCUACACCAUCUACUGCGAAACACAGGAGCCCUUCAGCGAGACAGAGAAAGCCUUGUUGAUAACAGGGACGAUCCUCUACGCCUGCUACUGGGUCGUUCUGCUGGUGCUCUACCUCGCCAUCGUGGCCAAACGCUGCAACAAGAGGGAGGAGCAGUACCACCUUGCGUAUGCGGAGGCGUAAACCCUUCACCCGAGAGACUGCUGGGACCAGGACUCACUGCAGUGUGACUCCAGUGAGGUCUCCGUCCACCCGUGCACUGCUGGAGCGAUGAGCUGUGAACCAGCCAAUCAGCCGCCGUCACUUCUUCUUCACUGGUGCUACAAAGAUGUGAAUCUGAAAUCUGAGCAGCAGGAAUCGAACCGGGAGACGGAGAGACGAUGCCCACACUGCUCCCACUUGUAUUGUCCUCAAUGGUGCUUCACUUUAAACAACCAAACCAAACGGACCUGAACCAGGUUAGAAGGUGAUGAUAGGAUGCUCAGAAGAACAUGAUGGGUGGAGGUUACCUGUGGAGGCAGCUGAGGGGGGGGGGGGCAGCAUUCUGCUCUCAAGAAAUACAAAAGCAGGAAAAGUGACAAAAUAAGAGACAAAGAGGUCGUUCUGACUCGUUUUAAUGUUCUUCAUUUUAGAAAAGAAAAAUGAAAUGUGAUAAAUAAUGAGAAACAAUAAUAAACACAGAUGCAGAUUCGUCCCAGCAGCUGAAUUCCAGAGGGACGAGGGAACUUCAGGUUCAGACGUUUAAAGCAAAUCAAGACUUGACUGAGUGUAAAUGAAUAGAUGUGAAUUUCAUCUUGAGGCAAACUUGUGUUGGUUUGAGUUAAAAACAUAUUAAAUGUGUAUUGAUCCUUGUGCUUCAGGACAAAUCCUUACAAAGCUACAGAGACGAUCAGAAAAAGGAAAAGACUGAAGGAAACGUUCAGGCGUUUACUGAUAGAAGCGAUAUCCAGUCAGUUACUCUUUACACACUGAACCAGGCCGUUAGCGUUCUGUACUGAAGUAAUGAGUUACUCUACUCAUUACAUUACUUUCAAAUCCUUUAUAUAUCACAUGUCUGGAAACAGAACAUGCCGAGCAGGAACGGUGACAGCAACUUCCAACCAAUGACUGUAAAGAAAGAUGGACGACACGUCUCCACUUCCUCCCGAAGCCCAAACAUCCUGGACACGGGCCCGGGUGGCGUCCUUUAGAGACAGAGUCUGAGCCGAUGUCCAAAGUACCGACACAUGAGCUCGAGUCCAAUCAACUAGUUUCAUCUUCUACACAAAUAAAACAUCGUUCUGCAGUUUCCACUUCCUGCUACUGUCCAAAAACAAAGCCAAAAUAUUUCACGUGUGGGCGCUGCCAUUUUGUUUUGGUGCUGUGAUUUGUAGCCAGUGUCUGUGCAGGAGUGAUCUCGACCAAUCGUGAGUCAGUCUCAGCUGUCAAUCAAGACGCUUCCUCCGGUGUUUAUAUCUUCAAAUAACAAAAUUAAACCAAACUGGUCAGAAACACUCGAACAAACAUCAGUGUGAUAAGAACGAACUGAAAUAACAGAAACCAUUUAUUUUUUUACAUCUGCUAACAUGGAGGAGGUGGGGUGUUCGACCUGUACUGCAGCCAGCCACCAGGGGGCGAUCAAGAUGGUUUUUGUCUCAAUCUUGAGAGCUGUUGUCUCGUCUUUAUUUACAGUCUGUGGUUUACGUAAAUAUUCCCAUGUGAGCUCUGUAUGAAGAUGUUCUGUGAAACAAAGCGUUUCCUUAGAUGUACGUUUAACGACGGUUAGCGACUCCGCGGAGACGCAGAGUGUG